UUUUUUUUUGUCUUUUUUCUCAUCAUGCCUCCUUUAUCAGAAAGACCUCGUAUUCAUCCUGUUUAUCAAGAAGCUUGCUCAUAUAGCAAAGAGUAUAUCUAUCCAUUAUUUGAAAAGAAUGUCACUAAAUCCCUUGAGGAACAACGCAAGUUUAUUAUUGGUUUACGUGCUCAAAAUGAUAAGCCCUUUGUCAAGACUAAAUUAAAAGAUGUUUUGCGCUCUAAACAACAGAUGGAUAAGAUGAAUACCACUAUUUUUAGACCCCUAGGCACAGAAGAACAAGUGUUACCUGUGACUCUUUUAAUCCAUGGCGGUGGAUGGUUAAUGGGUAAUACAAACUCGUAUUCUAAACUGGCGAUUGAUUUGUGUAUCACAUCUCACUCAGCUGUUGUGUUUGUGGAAUAUUCAUUGAGUCCAGAAGUCAAGUUUCCUAUAGCCCUUGAAGAAUGUUUCUCAGUUGUUAGUUGGAUUCUUCAAUAUGGGCGUUCGAUUCAUUUAAACUCUGAUCGAUUGGUGGUUACAGGUGAUUCUGCAGGUGGUAAUAUGGCUGCUGCCUUACCAAUCAUGGCAAAGGAUCGAGGUUUACCACAUGCCAUUCAGGCACAAGUCUUAUUGUACCCUGUCCUAAGUCCUCAAGUGGGCAUGUAUCCAUCCCAUGCAUUAUUUAGUGAUGGUGCUUAUGGCUUAGGCAAGCAUCACCUUGAUUUGCUACACAAGUUUUAUUUUCCACAGCCUGUGACCACACCCUAUGCUGCACCUUUAUUGGCCACUGCAGAUCAAUUAAAAGGCUUACCUACUGCACUGAUAUUGACAUGUGAGGCAGAUAUUCUUCGUGAUGAAGGUGAAGCGUAUGCUGCUCAACUCUUGACUGCAGGUGUAGAUACAGUAGGCAUACGUAUGAUGGGUGUCAUUCAUGGUUAUUUAGUCGAUGACUAUCCUGAUUUACCUUCCUAUAUCACAUCUUUGCAUUUGAUCUGUGACUUUAUUAAGUCUGUGCAAACUAUUUAAAAUAUGCAACUCGAUAGUUUAGGUUUGCAUAAAAGAAAAACAGGAGAAAGAAAAAGUUGAUUGUUCUAUGAAAUCCCUGAUUCUGCAUUCUCUGUUUUUAUAUAUAUGUAAAAUGAAUUUUUUUUUGUUUUUAUUUGGAUAUUAGCAAACAAAAAUAUGAAUGAUUUAUGUACAAAAAUUGAAAUUAAAAAAUAAAGUGUAUGGAUGUGGUUCAUAAAAAGAGAAA
Gilbertella persicaria is the source of this 1234-nucleotide messenger RNA. Its product is annotated as alpha/beta hydrolase fold-domain-containing protein. Gene Ontology annotation, molecular function: short-chain carboxylesterase activity. The transcript has 4 exons. The record is from RefSeq and is a predicted model, not a curated record. Bases 25 to 1008 code for a protein of 327 amino acids. Lineage: Eukaryota; Fungi; Mucoromycota; Mucoromycetes; Mucorales; Choanephoraceae.